Molecule: messenger RNA, 1452 nt
Organism: Nymphaea colorata (pocket water lily)
Lineage: Eukaryota; Viridiplantae; Streptophyta; Magnoliopsida; Nymphaeales; Nymphaeaceae
Product: alpha-thujene synthase, chloroplastic-like
Exons: 6
Coding region: 1-1452 (483 amino acids)
Molecular function (GO): terpene synthase activity; magnesium ion binding
Source: RefSeq, a predicted model, not a curated record
AUGGACCAGAGGAUGUCUCGACAGGUACAGCGUGCUCUGCAGGUUCCGCUCCACAGAAGGGUUCGCAGGGUCGAGGCCCGAGAGUAUAUUGAGACAUUCGAGAGGACGGACCGCAGAAGCCAAGUGCUGCAUGAGUUUGCUAGGCUGGACUUCAACAUGGUGCAGACAAUCCACCAAAGAGAGCUCAGGGAGUUAUCCGGGUGGUGGAGGGACUUGGGCUUGGGCGAGCACAUUAGCUUCGCCAGAGAUAGGCUGGUGGAGAGCUACUUCAUGGCGGUGGGGAAGAUGCAUGAGCCACAGUUCUCACAGUACAGGAUGCAACUCGCCAGGGUCUCGUACUUGAUGGCCACCGUUGAGGACAUCUUCAGCGAGCAUCAGUCUGUUGAGGAGCUCGAACGCUUUGUGCAAGUUGUUGAGAGGUGGGAUCUUCAAGCGGCAGAGCAGCUGCCUCAGUCACUGAGGGUCUUCUAUGCGGCUGUCUACAACACAACCAACCAGAUCAGCUACACUGUUCUUAGGAGGCAUGGCCGUGAUAUCACUUCACACAUGAGGAGAGCGUGGGUGAGUGUGUGCAGAGCUUACUUGGUUGAAGCAAGGUGGCACCGUGCCCGGCAGACACCAAGGCUAGAGGAAUAUUUGAGCAACAUCCGGGCAGCCAUGACCGGCCCUAUUCUCCUCCCUGCCUACUUCUUCCUCUCCCAAAACAUUGAGGAACAAGCAAUCCAGCAGCUGCAGAAUGACUCCAACAUCAUCAACUUCUCAUCGAUGAUAGUUCGUCUCUCGGCAGACCUCCAGAGAUCCAGGCUUGGAAUCCGCAGCGCCAAUAUCAUCGACGACGCUGCUAGCUCCAAUCAAAGAGAUAAAACAUUCAAGGGAGCCAAGUCCACCGAGCAUAAUACCCUGAAAAUUACCUCCAAACUCAAUGGUCCUAACUAUUUGAGUUGGGCAAAGGCUGCUCGCUUGUUCCUUAGUGGAACAUCAAAGAUAUCAUAUAUUAACGGGAAAACCAAAGCUCCAGCCACUACUGAUCCCAGUUACGAUCAAUGGGAAUCAGAGAAAGACAUGGUUAUGGCGUGGCUGCUCAACUCUAUGGAACCAUCCAUAGCAAAUCUGUUUACAUAUCAAGAUACCGCGCAUGGAAUAUGGGAGGCUCUGAAAGAACGUUACAGUGAGCAAAAUAAUCUUGAUCGAGUAUACCAGAUACAAUGCAAGAUUGCCAGUCUCACCCUCCAUGACCAAGACAUGCAGCGGAAGGAUGCAACGUUUCAGGACCCGGGUAUGAAUAAGGUGAUUGGUAAGGGCCGACGCCAUAAUGACCUCUACACUUUGGACAUCGACAAUCUUCACCAAAUCAAAAUCGACUCAAAGGACCAAUUACCAAAUUUGGCAAGCUUGAUUAGAACACAUAUGCAUUCGGAACCUCAGUCGCCUCAUCUCUUCCCUCACCAUUGA